GGCGGGGCGGGCGCCAUGCGGCGGGGCGCGCUCCUGGCGGGCGCCCUGGGCGCCUACACUGCCUACCUGGUGCUGGGCGCGCUGCUGGUGGCGCGGCUGGAGGGCCCGCACGAAGCCCGGCUCCGAGCCGAGCUGGAGGCGCAGCGGGAGCAGCUGCUGCGGCGCAGCCCGUGCGUGGCCGGCCCGGCCCUGGACGCCUUCGUGGAGCGGGUGCUGGCGGCCGGACGGCUGGGGCGCGCCGCGCUCGCCAACGCUUCGGGGCCCGCCAACGCCUCGGACCCCGCCUGGGACUUUGCCUCGGCCCUCUUCUUCGCCAGCACGCUGGUCACCACCGUGGGCUACGGCUACACGACGCCGCUGACCGACGCGGGCAAGGCCUUCUCCAUCGCCUUCGCGCUCCUGGGCGUGCCGGUCACCAUGCUGCUGCUGAGCGCCUCGGCCCAGCGCCUGUCGCUGCUGCUGACCCGGGCCCCGCUGUCCUGGCUGAGCGAGCGCUGGGGCUGGGACCCCCGGCGGGCGGCCCGCUGGCACCUGGCCGUCCUGCUGGGGGCUGUGGUGACCGUCUGCUUCCUGGUGCCGGCCACGGUGUUUGCCCACCUCGAGGAGGCCUGGAGCUUUCUGGAUGCCUUCUACUUCUGCUUUAUCUCUCUGUCCACCAUCGGCCUGGGCGACUACGUGCCCGGAGAGGCCCCUGGCCAGCCCCACCGGGCCCUCUACAAGGUGCUGGUCACAGUCUACCUCUUCCUGGGCCUGAUCGCCAUGGCGCUGGUGCUCCAGACUGUCCGCCGCGUGUCCGACCUUCACGGCCUCACAGAGCUCAUCCUGCUGCCCAAUCCGGACCCUGCCAGCCUCACCGAGGAGGACGAUCGCGUGGACAUUCUGGGCCCCCAGCCCGAGCCGUGCCAGCAACUCACGGCGGGCUCCCACGCCGACUACGCCUCCAUCCCCAGGUAGCAGGGCAGGCGCCCUGAGGCUGGAUGGACCUGGCCUGUGGCUGAGGGGCCCACGAGACUGGAGCUGACAUCCUAGAACAUUCUAGAACCUCUGCGAGCACAUGCCGGUGUUCCUGAGGCAUCGCCACCAACUGUCCUUCCUGUUUUACCUGUCCCGGCCUCCGCCGGGCGUCCACACCGCCUUGUCCUCCCUGCCCCUUCUCUCGUUCCCCCCACUCUGUGCCUCCCUGGCUUUCUCACCGUCUUUGUUUCUCACUCUUUUACUCACUCCUCUGCCUCUCCCACCCAGCCACUCAUCACUGCCGAUUCUACCAGGCUCCGGGCCCAGACCUCAUUCCAGGCACCGCAUCGCUCAACACACCUCGGGCCAGUGACUGCUCCUCUCUGAGCCUCGGUGUCUUCAUCUGUCAAGUGGAAAGAAUAUAGUCACUCAUCCAGAACUCUUCCUCUGUGCUGGCCCGUGCUGGGCAGUGCAAGGGACACAGUGGUGGUCGAGAUGGCCUGGGCCCUGCUCUUAGUGGGCUCACAGUCCAGGGACGUGGACAGCCCUAUCCCCACACAGUGACAGCCCAGAAUAGGCAAGACCUCAGUGGCGGAGGCAGCGUGGUCAGGGGUGUGAUGGAGGAAGCACAGGGAAUUGCCCAAUCCCACCUGGAAGGUCAGGAGGGCUUCCUGGAGGAAGGGACAACUUACUCAGCCCUGAAAUAUGAGGAGUAGCCAGGGAAGAAGAUGUACUUGACAUUCUCCUCAAGUGUCUCCAGGAAGCAAGACCCAGGCAGGGAGCCCUGAGGUGAGCCUGGGUGCUGGAAUCUUCCUCAACUGCCUGGCAGGAGGAUGCUGAGACAGGAUCCAGCCUGGACACCAUUGUGACUGCUGUCCCCGUUCACCGAGCACUAACUGCAUGUCCUGUGCUGGGCUCUGGAGCCAGCCUGCUUGGGUUCAAAUCCCGACUCAGCCGCGUCCUGCCCACAUCCUCGGGCGGUCCCUCCACCUCUGAUUCCCGGUUCCCUCGUCUGUAAAAUGGCGAGAAUAGCAGUACCGACUUCAAGAGAUGAUGUCACAGAGGCUGCCCUGUUAUUCGGUGCUGCUUUCUUUGCCAGGCCCCGUCCUGGGUACCUCACAUAUGAGGAACACAGUGUUAUCACCCCCUUUGCACAGAUGAGGAAACUGAGGCUCGGGGGUGGGGGGCCCUUGUUUUAGACUCAGGGUGAGGA
Diceros bicornis minor is the source of this 2167-nucleotide messenger RNA. It is a transcript of the gene KCNK6, whose product is annotated as potassium two pore domain channel subfamily K member 6. Lineage: Eukaryota; Metazoa; Chordata; Mammalia; Perissodactyla; Rhinocerotidae. Gene Ontology annotation, biological process: stabilization of membrane potential; potassium ion transmembrane transport. The record is from RefSeq and is a predicted model, not a curated record. Gene Ontology annotation, cellular component: membrane. The coding region runs from base 16 to 954 and encodes 312 amino acids. The transcript has 3 exons. Gene Ontology annotation, molecular function: potassium ion leak channel activity.